Suillus discolor is the source of this 1223-nucleotide messenger RNA. RefSeq lists its product as uncharacterized. NCBI's taxonomy places the organism in Eukaryota, Fungi, Basidiomycota, Agaricomycetes, Boletales, Suillaceae. The transcript is spliced from 11 exons. The record is from RefSeq and is a predicted model, not a curated record. Bases 228 to 1103 code for a protein of 291 amino acids.
UCGCCCCUCUGGCGCACACUACGUACAAGACAUACGACGAAAUUCAAAGGAGAAGUGGAGAAGCUCUAUGUGUCAACAAACACUACUUACGACUUGCAAACAAGAACAACAUUCUAGAAUCGAGCAACCAAAAUCUUGCGGAGAACGGCACAAAUCCCACGCCUAGGCCAUCAGCCAGUUCGGACUGGAAAAUUGACUGUCCUAUCCUGCUCGCAAACGAGUCUGUCAUGUACAAGAAAUGGUCAUUAACAGCGAUGAACAACACCCUCGGGCAGGACCCUUGCGUCGUUGCUUCCUACCUCGAGAGUGUCUGUGGAGCUUUUGCAGUCGGUCCUUUGCCUCCCAACACCUAUUACGGACCUCCCUCGGCCGCUGGAGCAGACUCUUGCACAUGUAAUACAGUAACCUACUCGAUGAUGGCCGCUUGUAGCGAUUGUCAGAAUGCCACAUAUGCAUCCUGGUCUUCCUGGAGCACCAAUUGCGCUCAGAUGUCCAUCAGACAAUAUCCGAUGGACAUUCCCACUGGCACCAAGGUUCCGAAUUGGGCGUAUCUGAACGUGACCGGUGGGUUCGACCCUAUCGCAGCACAAAAUAACGGAGACCUCCCGGAAUCUACCGCAACCAAUUCACAAUCUACUAUCACAGUCACUUAUUCGACCACGUUCUCUGCUUCUUUGACCAGUUCUUCGGCCACAUUUACAGGACUUUCUCUCACAUCAACAUCUAGUCCGACAAGUCCAAAUGUUGGAGCUAUAGCCGGAGGUGUUAUUGGUGCAAUUUUUGGUGCAGCCAUCAUAGGCCUAGUGAUUUGGUUCUUUGUCAGACGCCGUCGCUCCUCCACAACGCCAUCAGCCGCUUUUAGCGACACAGGCAGAGAUCCGGGCCACACUCAAAGUUUUUACUCCACUAACGCUAAUGCAUUCCCAAUGGCACAACCACGUCUCUACGACCCCUCUGACCCGACCACUUUCCCAGGUCGUCCUCACCCCUUCGCCGGCCCAGUUACCUCAUCUAGCAGUAUAAGCCUAAAUCCAUUGAUGCCCUCACCCGUCUUUCCCCAACAGUCGCGUCCUGGACGGUAUGCUGGCGUUCCAGAACUCUAGAGUUUGGACUUAUGUUAGUUUAUACUUGAUGGGAUACUACCAAAUCAUCAUGCAAAAGUUCUUAGGACGGCGGCCUAAUAGAUGGUUUGGUGCUCACCUGCAACUUGCUUCAAGGUUCGC